Molecule: messenger RNA, 1584 nt
Organism: Paramecium tetraurelia
Lineage: Eukaryota; Ciliophora; Oligohymenophorea; Peniculida; Parameciidae
Exons: 4
Biological process (GO): mitotic DNA damage checkpoint signaling; protein phosphorylation
Cellular component (GO): cytoplasm; nucleus
Molecular function (GO): ATP binding; protein serine/threonine kinase activity
Source: RefSeq, a predicted model, not a curated record
AUGAUAAAGGAUCUUAAUCCCAGUUCUGAGUACAAACACAGUAAGUCCUUCUUCUAAAUCGCCUAUUCAACAAUGCAAUGGACCAAAACUCCGAUUCCUAUAGCCACUACAAACCAAAUCAUUUCUGAUGAAGUUAGGCUUAUUAAUCAACAAGGAGUUGUCAGAUCCAAAACACUCAAAAGUGUUGAAAACUAUCUAUUUUAUGAAACAAAAUAGGGUAAAACCAAAUGGAUUGACAUAGAGAAUGCUAUAAUAGAAGUAUUUUAUCAUUCCAAAUUUGGUUCAGGUUUGAGACUCAUAAGAUGUUUUGAUGUUGUUGAAAUCUUUUGUGAUGCCAAAUCAUGGCUUGGCUAUCUCAAACGUUUUACUAUACAAUGCGAAUUUAAUGCUACAUAUUUGACGAAAAAGAAAAUCGGAAAAGGAUAAUUUUCAGAUGUGUAUAAAUGCAUAAACAAAUAUGAUGGAAAUGAAUAUGCUGUCAAAAUUUAUAAUAAAUAAAGUUUUAUUUAUGAGACCGAUAGAGCUGCUUUAUAAAAAAGAACUUCGGUGCACAGAAGGCUUUAAUCUGAAUUUGCACUUAAAUUUUAUGAGAUCUUUGAAAACAGUGAAUAAGUAAUUAUUGUCUUAGAGUUAAUUAAUGGUGGUAGUCUUAUGGAUUAUAUUGCCAGAAAUAACUGUUUUCACGAAGAUCAAGCUGCUAAAAUCAUUUUCAGAUUAGUCAAGACUAUAAGCUAUUUACAUUCAAAAAACAUUAUCCAUAGAGACUUAAAACCAGAAAACGUUGGUUUUAGAAUUUUGGAUAACGUUGAGACACUUUUUUUAAUAAAAUUUUAAUUGGCUGAUUUCUAUGAUCCAGAAAUAAACUACGAUUAGGUUUAUUAUGGUGCCCAUGGUUUUGUUGCACCAGAAAUCUUACUUCAUCAAAAUUAGGAUUUUAAAGUUGAUGUAUUUAGUAUUGGAGUAAUUUUAUACAUUUUAAUGACUGGAAAAUCUUCUUUUGAUGACACAAGAUUGCAGUAAAAUGGUGAAGGUGAUAUUGAUUUCAGUUCUAUUAAUCUAAGUCCGCUUGGCCUGGAUUUUCUUACUGGAACAUUUUAGCCAAACCCUGAAGAAAGAUAUACCUCUCAUUAGUGUCUUAAUCAUUAAUGGUUUAUAUAGGAACAAUUGGCUAAAUUACAAUAAGCACAAAUGAAAAAACCUAUUUUAUUCUAAAACCAACAGAUUGCUAGAAGAAUUAAAUAGUCCAAAACCUUGACUUUUAGCACUUCCUCUCCUAGAAGUCCGCUCUCUAUUUAGAGUCCAAGAUAUCCUGAUUUGGAAUAGAAUUAAAAAUCUCCUCUCAAACUAACUUAAUACAACACUGAAAAAUCAAUUGGACCCUCUGUUCAUAACAAAGACAUAACUAAUAAUUAAGAAGUCUAAACUUAAAUUCAUGAUAACAACUAAAAUUAAGAAUAUAAUAAUCUAAAAGCAUCUAUUUAUAGCUAAGCAAGAUUAUCAAUAAAAAAGACAUAAUCUUUUGUGAUUAAAUCGAACUCAUCAGCAAAAUAAUUGAACAUUGUUAAAUCAAAGUAAAAAUUAUGA